Nipponia nippon (crested ibis) is the source of this 99-nucleotide messenger RNA. The record is from RefSeq and is a predicted model, not a curated record. NCBI's taxonomy places the organism in Eukaryota, Metazoa, Chordata, Aves, Pelecaniformes, Threskiornithidae.
AAGCUUGCAAAAAUGAUUGAGGCCAGGGAGUGAGAGCAAAAGAAGAAACAGUAAUGCCAAGAGAAUGUUGCAAAAGCCAAACGAACAAAGAAGGAUUAA